Molecule: messenger RNA, 2540 nt
Organism: Hevea brasiliensis (rubber tree)
Lineage: Eukaryota; Viridiplantae; Streptophyta; Magnoliopsida; Malpighiales; Euphorbiaceae
Product: pentatricopeptide repeat-containing protein At5g59600
Exons: 1
Coding region: 577-2223 (548 amino acids)
Biological process (GO): RNA modification
Molecular function (GO): protein binding; RNA binding
Source: RefSeq, a predicted model, not a curated record
UUUACCUUCAUUUCUUUUUCUCUCCGAUCCCUAUCUUUAAUUUCUCUUCAUUUCCUCUGCCAAGGAUCCAGGUAAAGCAAGUUUCCUAUAAGCCUUUUUUCAUCAGGAGUUGCAGGAGGAGACACACUUGGAACUUCUUAAGGAGACUCUCUACGACUAGCUCUCAAAAGAGUAAGAUUAUUUGAUCUACUAUUCUUGAAAUUCUACAAGAUUGGAGUCAAAUGUUUGAGGAACAAAAAAAAAAUGGUAAAAUCACCUCCAUAGCUAUAUCUACAAGUGGGUAUAAAUGGGCCUGCCUGGUUUUGCAAGGAAAGGAGUGAUCUUGAGGAAUGGUAAAGCAGCCAGGAAGGAUUAUGUGGUAUUGGAGGGGAAGGAAGUAAAUCCGUACAUGUUCUUAAAAUAACAACCAUGUAUGGUAUCUGGAUCACUCAUCAAGUUAAGAGAUUCUCGCUAAGACAUGUCGUUUUUCAAAUUAGGUUAUUUUAUAAUAAAUUAUAUAAGAGAUGAAGAUGAUGGAUGUGGCUUGCUUCAACCGCUGAUACGUUUUUGGUCUCCUGAAAUUGAAAUGAAGCUGCAAUGCUUCAUCUUUCCAGUUGCCCGAUAUUUCGUACACCCCAAUUUAAAAUCACAAUCAUAUACCGUUUAUUUCAAUCAUCACCAGAUUUCUAUUCUCAACUCAUCCAAACUUUAGCUUGUUCUCGAGCCUCGCAUCAAGGAAAAAAGCUGCACGCCCACUUGAUUAUAAACGGCUUAGCUUCUUCAACUCGUUUUGCCUCCAGGCUCAUCUAUUUUUAUACUGAGAUUAAACAGUUAUCUGACGCUCGUAAACUGUUCGAUGAAAUUCCCAAAUCAAACAUCCACCGUUGGGUCGUGCUCAUUGGUGCCUACUCUCGAUGUGAUUUUUAUCAGGAAGCUUUAACCGUCUUUUCUGAAAUGCAGAAUGAAAGAUUAGGGCCUAAUAAGUUUGUUAUUCCGAGUGUUCUUAAAGCUUGUGGUCGUUUGUUUGAUUUGCAAACUGGGAAGAUAUUACACUCUGUGAUUUUAAAGUCAUCAUUUAAGUCUGAUGUUUUUGUCAUUAGUGCAUUAAUCGAUAUGUAUUCUAGAUGCAAGCAAGUUGAAAAGGCGAGGCAAGUGUUUGAUAGGAUGGAAGAGAAAGACUUGGUGGCAUUAAAUGUCAUGGUUUUAGGUUAUGCUCAACAUGGUUUGGCUAAGGAUGGAUUUGUUUUGGUGGAGAAAAUGCAAAUGUUGGAUAUUAAGCCUAAUGUGGUAACUUGGAAUACCUUAAUUUCAGGGUUUGCACAAGCAUGUGACAAAGUAAUGGUUUUAAAGGUGUUUGAAUUAAUGCUUAUGAAUGGUGUGAAGCCUGAUGUCUUCUCUUGGACUUCGGUUAUUUCAGGGUUGGUGCAGAAUUUUCAGAUUGAGGCGGCUUUUGAUACAUUUAAACAAAUGUUGCAACAUGGGUUUUAUCCAAGUUCUGCAACUAUUAGCAGCCUCUUACCUGCUUGUGCAACUGUGGCAAAUGUGAGGCUUGGGAGGGGGGUACACGGGUAUGCAGUGGUGAUUGGAGUUGAAGAGGACAUAUAUGUAAGGAGUGCUCUUGUUGACAUGUAUGCCAAAUGUGGUUUUAUAUCUGAAGCAAUGGUAUUGUUUUAUAAGAUGCCUGAAAGAAACACAGCUACUUGGAAUUCAAUGAUUUUUGGAUAUGCAAAUCACGGGUACUGCAAUGAAGCUAUUGAGCUUUUUAAUCAGAUGGAGAAGGUAGAGAGAAAGAAGCUUGAUCACUUGAGUUUCACCGCUGUCCUCACUGCUUGUAGCCAUGCUGGAAGGGUUGAACUUGGACAAAGUUUGUUUCUUUUGAUGCAAGAGAAGUACAAUGUUGUUCCAAGAUUGGAGCAUUAUGCAUGCAUAGUUGACCUACUUGGUAGAGCUGGAAAAUUAUCCCAGGCUUAUGAUAUGAUUAAGACGAUGCCUGUUGAGCCUGAUUUAUUUGUUUGGGGAGCAUUAUUAGGGGCAUGUCGGAAUCAUGGAGAUGUAGAUCUUGCUGAGAUAGCAGCUAGGCAUUUGGCCGAGCUUGAGCCUUGGAAUGCUGGAAAUGAUAUGCUUCUGUCAAAUUUAUAUGCUGAUACUGACUGUUGGGAAAAUGUUGCAAAGUUCAAGAAUCUGAUAAAAAGAAAAAAGAUGGGAAGAUUUUCUGGGUGCAGUUGGAUAGAGGCUGCCAGAUAACUGUGGAUUCUGAGGAAGAAUUGCCCCAAUCCUUAGCCUGGAAUUGAGAAAAUUCUUGGAUUGUUUGUGCAAUACCCUGCUUCGGCUUAGUGCCUUCCUGGGUUUUACUGCUUCCUUCAGGGGAUCUUAGGGCAUAUUUGGCUCCUUUUUUCUUUUUUUAAUUAUCUACCCAAAAGUUGGAUCCAUCAGGGUGGGAAAACUUUAGCAGGUGGAAUUGGCUAUCGGAUUAUGGCUUUGGGAGUUUGUAUUCAAUAAUCAAUGCAACGUAUUGAGAAGGAUUUAAUACUUGAGAUAAAUUUCCAUGCAUUUCAAUGAAA